UGUCAGGUGAAGCUGUGGGAUGCUGGCUUUAAUGUUGAACAUUCGUACAAGCUCAAUCCGAAACUACUAGUUCAACUGCAGCACUGCGAAGAGUCGGGCAUUCCUCUGGCCAUAAUACUGGGCGAAUCCGAAAUUCAGCGAGGAGUAGUGAAGUUGAGAGUGAUAGCUAGCAGGGAGGAAAGAGAAAUUCCCUGCGAUCAACUGACUUCAGAAGUCAGCUCUUACUUGCAAGGACUUGUCGAUCCUGAUCCAAUCGCUUCCAGCUAGCUUUCGUGCACUUUUCAAGUGCUCGAACAAGAUAAUGACGAGUCGCCAUCAGCUGCCGUGCACUAUUCCUUCUGUGAUCACUAGAUAAAAUGGCAAAGACUUUAUUUAUUUAUUCAUCUCUUACAAAAAUAUAUCAUAGAAACAUUUCCAGCAUUCAAUUCAUUCAGUUUUAGGGAUUGGCUAUGUUAUUUUUAAGUAAACAAUUAUCAAGUUUUGGGAAACUACAUUGAUGAAAAUAUUGGUGUAGCCUAUUUUCUCAAUUUAUAAUUAUGGAUUACUCAUUUAAAUUAAUCAACAUUAUCAUUGAAUUGAUGUGCAUUGAUCAACAGUAAAGUUGCUACAAAUCAUUCUGAGAUUCACAUUGAUAACUGAUAA
This is a messenger RNA of Nilaparvata lugens (brown planthopper), 642 nucleotides long. RefSeq names its product histidine--tRNA ligase-like. Gene Ontology annotation, cellular component: mitochondrion. The record is from RefSeq and is a predicted model, not a curated record. NCBI's taxonomy places the organism in Eukaryota, Metazoa, Arthropoda, Insecta, Hemiptera, Delphacidae. The transcript is spliced from 2 exons. The annotation marks the transcript as partial. Gene Ontology annotation, biological process: mitochondrial translation.